Nicrophorus vespilloides is the source of this 672-nucleotide messenger RNA. RefSeq names its product cuticle protein 5-like. The record is from RefSeq and is a predicted model, not a curated record. NCBI's taxonomy places the organism in Eukaryota, Metazoa, Arthropoda, Insecta, Coleoptera, Silphidae. The transcript is spliced from 2 exons. Bases 1 to 672 code for a protein of 223 amino acids.
AUGGUUUCGAGCACAGUCAACAAACAGUCCUGUUCCAAGGAGGUUUCCACUGCUUUAACCAUGAAAUUCUUCGUUGUAUUCGCUUGCGCUUUGGCAGUUGCUUCUUCUGGUUAUUCUACUCCAAAGUAUUAUGGACCUCAACAUCUCGCUGUGAUUGGUAAGGGUGGAGUGCCAAUUGAUACUGCUGAGGUGCAACACGCUAGGGCUGCUCAUUUCUUGCACAAAGCUGAGGCUCAAAGUGGACAUGAUUACUAUUACGAAGAACCAAGCUCAUAUUACGAGAGUUACAAUUCUGCUCCAGCAGCUCAAACUUAUGGAUAUUCCACCAAGAUUGUCCACGACCAAGCUGCUUACAAUAAUCAAGAAUACGGUUCUUCUUAUGGUUAUGACCAACACGUACCAUUGAUCGUGAAAGGAGUACCAGUUGAUACCAUUGAAGUUCAACAAGCAAGAGCUGCCCAUUUGGCCGCUCACGCCGCUCAAAGUUACAAGAACUACCAAAGCCCAUCCACUUCCAACUACGGUUCUUCUUAUGGUUAUGAGCAACACGUACCAUUGAUCGUUAAGGGAGUACCAGUUGAUACCAUUGAAGUUCAACACGCCAGAGCUGCCCAUUUGGCUGCCCACGCUGCUGCUUCCACCAAAGCCUACGACCACUACCAUCACUAUUAA